AGGCAACUUCAAGUAGAUCUUUUACUUGAGUUGUAAAUUUGAUCUUACUCAUAGGAAAACCUGGGGUUAAACGCAAGUUUUCUCCUUCAAAGAGCUCAGCAGCUACCCUUUUCAAGAACAGAAACUAUGAGGUGUCCAAAAGGAGUUGAAAUAACUGGUGAAAUAAAGCCAGAGUACGUUCAGAUUCUAUCCUAUGAAGCUCUGGAGUUUUUAGCUGAUCUACAUCGCAGUUUUAACUACCGGAGGAGAAAGCUGCUCAGAAAACGGCUUGAGAUUCAAGAAGAAAUCAACAGUGGCCAACCAAUCAAAUACCCCGAAGCACGUCAUGAAAAAGACUGGAAGGUGGCAGCAGUUCCUCAUGACCUGCAGAUGCGACAUGUUGAGAUCACUGGGCCUACUGAUCGUAAGAUGGUCAUCAAUGCCUUAAACAGUGGUGCCGACAUGUACAUGGCUGAUUUUGAAGAUUCACUCACUCCUUCUUGGAAAAAUAUUGUUGAGGGGCAAAUCAACCUUUUGGAUGCCAACAGGAAGACCAUUAGUUUCACUAAUGCUGAUGGUUCAGAACGUCGUUUGAAGGACAAGACAGCAUGUCUGUUAGUUCGUGUACGUGGUUGGCAUCUGGAUGAGAAGCAUAUCCUGUGUGAUGGAGAACCCAUGUCUGGAGCGCUGGUAGACUUUGGUCUGUACUUUUUCCAUAACGUCCAUGUAAGACUUGCCAAUGGUUCUGCUCCUUACUAUUACCUUCCUAAAAUGGAGACUCACCAAGAAACAAGGCUGUGGAAUGAUGUGUUCAAAUCAGCCCAGGAUUACAUGAAAGUGCCUCAAGGAACCAUCCGUGCUACUGUUAUGGUAGAAACUCUGCUCGCAGGAGUUAACAUGGAAGAAAUGCUUUACGAGAUAAGAGAGCAUUGUUGUGGAAUGAAUGCAGGAAGAUGGGACUACAUAUUUUCAGCAAUUAAAAGAUUCUCAAGGAAACCCGAUUGUGUCUUACCUGAUCGUAAACAGAUAUCAAUGAUGGUACCAUUCAUGCGAUGCUAUACAGAGCGCCUUAUCCAAGUAUGCCAUCAGCAUGGUGCUCAUGCAAUGGGUGGAAUGGCUGCUUUCAUUCCAAGUCGAAAAGAUGAGAAUAUUAACAAGAUGGCUUUUGAAAAGGUUCGUCAGGACAAGGAGCGUGAAGUGGCUGAUGGCUUUGAUGGAACUUGGGUGGCACAUCCUGAUCUUGUACCUUUUGCAAAGGAGAUCUUUAUGAAGGGUAUGCAGGGUGCUAGUCAUCAAAAGCAUCGUCUACGUGAGGAAGUGAAUGUCAAGGUUGAAGAAAUCCUUUCAGUUUCAGUCCCACAAGGAUCCAUUACAGAGGAAGGAGUCAGAGUGAACAUCAGUGUCGCACUGCAGUACAUGAACAGCUGGCUGUCGGGUGUUGGGGCAGCAGCUCUAAACAACUUGAUGGAAGAUGCGGCCACAGCUGAAAUUUCACGAGCUCAACUAUGGCAGUGGUUGCGUCAUGGUGUGCGGCUUGAAGAUGGUCGUCCAUUCACCUCUGAGCUGUACAAGACAAUGCACAAAGCAGAAAUAGAUAAACUUGGAGGAGCAUCAAAAGCUCGCUUAGGGCAGGCUUCCCAGCUUUUGGAUAAGUUGGUUCUGUCUGAGGAGUUUAUAGAGUUCCUUACAAUCCCAGCAUAUGAGCUGCUGGAUAACCCCUCAGCCAAACUGUAACAGAUUAUUAACUGGAACAUUUUUCUCCAGCUCUACUUCUCAGUCAUGGGGUUAUGUUCAGAAUAGUUCAGGAAUAAUCCAGUGUUACCUUGUCUCUAGGGCAUCGGAUGCGUUAAAAAGAUUAUAUGAACCAGUGAACAGAUGCAAAAGACUAGUGGCAAUCAGAUGAAUGUUGAAUUUAAUUUUGACCUUUGUAAAAGAACAUCGUGUUAGCAAUUAUAGUUAUGGCUAAGCAGUUAAUAAUAUUGUUCAUGUGAUGAAGUGGAAGAAUAGUACAUUGUUCAUCUGUCAAGAGUGAAAUAUUGAAAUAAAGCAAAAUGUUGACAAAACAA
This is a messenger RNA of Orbicella faveolata, 2045 nucleotides long. RefSeq names its product malate synthase-like. The record is from RefSeq and is a predicted model, not a curated record. NCBI's taxonomy places the organism in Eukaryota, Metazoa, Cnidaria, Anthozoa, Scleractinia, Merulinidae. Gene Ontology annotation, cellular component: peroxisomal matrix; cytoplasm. Gene Ontology annotation, biological process: glyoxylate cycle. Gene Ontology annotation, molecular function: malate synthase activity.